AUGGCGUACGACAAAUCUAAAGAAAUGGAACAGCAGGCAUGGGUUGCUGAAAAAUACAAUAACAGACCUGCUUUGGCUGCAUUAACAGGUUUAAUUGCUUCUUUCCCCAUUCCAAAAGUUUUUGCAUCCAAUGCCGUCCCAUUGCUCAUGUGGAGAGAAAAACGUCAAGAAAGAAGAGUUUUAUCUAGAAUGGGAAAAAGUGGUAAUUAG
Brettanomyces bruxellensis is the source of this 210-nucleotide messenger RNA. RefSeq lists its product as uncharacterized. The coding region runs from base 1 to 210 and encodes 69 amino acids. The transcript has a single exon. The record is from RefSeq and is a predicted model, not a curated record. Lineage: Eukaryota; Fungi; Ascomycota; Pichiomycetes; Pichiales; Pichiaceae.